UAGAGGGCGUUGGAUGCUAGCGUGAUUAUCGGACGAGCAACUGGUGACGCGCUGGUGUUAUUACUGAUGCAACCGCAGUGGAGUUGACAGCGCCAUGGACAGGGGAACGCAGGGGCUAGUGUCCCCCUUUUACGGGAGAGAUGGAAGUAAAAUGGCAGCCGCACCGAGAAGCGGUGCCAAGACACUAAAGGGGAUUUUAGCAGGUGGCAUCACUGGAGGACUUGAGAUCUGCAUUACAUUCCCCACAGAGUAUGUGAAAACCCAGCUUCAGCUGGACGAAAGGACUGGUGCUGUGAAACGUUACAAGGGACCAAUAGAUUGUGUGAAAGUGACAGUGAAAGAACAUGGAGUCCGUGGCUUGUACAGAGGACUCAGUGUCCUCUUGUAUGGCUCCAUUCCCAAAUCUGCUGUCAGGUUUGGUGCUUUUGAAGAAUUUAAGAAACAUUUAGCAGACGAGAGAGGCGUGCUACUACCCCAACACAGGCUGCUAUGUGGCUUGGGUGCGGGAGUGAGUGAAGCUAUACUUGCUGUGACUCCAAUGGAAACGCUCAAAGUUAAAUUCAUCAAUGACCAAACGUCCGGCAAGCCCCAAUAUCGUGGUUUCAUCCAUGGUGUCAGGUGUAUUAUCAAGGAACAAGGUAUUCGCGGCACAUAUCAGGGCUUGACUCCUACAAUCAUCAAGCAGGGCAGCAACCAGGCCAUUCGCUUCUUCGUCAUGGAAACCAUGAAGGACAUGUACCGGGGAGAGGACAAGAAGAAACACGUACCAACGUUACUGGUCGGACUGUUCGGCGCCGUCGCAGGUGCAGCGUCUGUGUUCGGGAACACACCCAUAGAUGUAAUUAAAACUAGAAUGCAGGGUCUGGACGCGGCCAAAUACAAAAACACUCUUCACUGCGCAACACAGAUAUUAAAACACGAGGGCCCAAGAGCAUUUUACAAGGGUACAAUUCCUCGGUUGAGCCGAGUGUGCUUGGAUGUCGCUAUCACAUUCAUGAUCUACGACAACUUCAUGGUCCUAUUCAAUAGGAUAUGGGUGACAGACUGAAACUGCUUUCUUUACAACUACUACUAGAAACUUUAGAUUACACAGACCCUAGAUGAUACUUUAUAUGAAAAUGACUGUAGCGGGAGGUAUAGUAUAAUUGUGAUUUUGGGCCAGUGCCAUCUAGAUAUAUUUUCAUGAUAUAUUUUCAUGAUAUAUUAGGGUCAGUCCCUGAAUCUAGGGAUGGAUGUAGGUUUAUAAAGAUUUAGUGGAGGCACAAGUUAGAGCCCAUCAUUGUUACAAAA
This is a messenger RNA of Haliotis rubra (blacklip abalone), 1290 nucleotides long. Its product is annotated as tricarboxylate transport protein, mitochondrial-like. NCBI's taxonomy places the organism in Eukaryota, Metazoa, Mollusca, Gastropoda, Lepetellida, Haliotidae. Gene Ontology annotation, biological process: mitochondrial citrate transmembrane transport. Bases 95 to 1048 code for a protein of 317 amino acids. The record is from RefSeq and is a predicted model, not a curated record. The transcript is spliced from 7 exons.